AUGGACCUGCUUUUGGUGUCUUUUGCUUGUCUCCCUGCUUUGAAACAUUAUUUGAGCAGACUACGCCUCAGACGACAGAUUUCCACUGGAUCUGGAAGUAACGACAUUGGCGCCGAAAAUGGCCUCCAUCUGGAAUUGAAUACGACACAUCAGUCAUCCGACCCUCCCAUGCCUCAAUACUUGCCAGAAAAUAUCAGUGCCGACCAAGAUAUAACCUUAGGGGGGCUUGGAGACUUCAUAGCUGCAGUCAUUGAGUUUAAUAGCACAAGGGACCUCGGAUUUUCAAUCGGAUUCGAUUCUCUCAGUUUUGCUAUAGGAAAGAAGUCCAAAAUGCUUCUUUCGUCAGUCACGGGGAUUAUUGGAAGUGGGACGUUGUGUGGGAUUUUAGGACCUUCGGGCGCUGGAAAAACAACCUUUAUGAAAUUGUUGAUGGGAAAACUUGAGCCGACCACAGGCUCUGUCAAUAUCAAUGGCAAUGUAACAAAGCUUGUCGAGUACAGGAAACUUAUUGGUUUCGUUCCAUCUGAUGAUGAUCUACUUCCGGAGCUUACAGUCCGCGAAAGUAUUCUUCACUCUGCACGCAUUCGGCUUCCUCGCAAAUGGUCAGAUACUGCAUGUAUUUGUCGAACACAGUCGUCGUCAGGAACGAGGUCAACUUCAGCUCCAGCACAUGUCCCAAGAUGGAGACCUACCACAGUACCCGGAGAAUCUGCGUGCGAAGAUUGGUUCACGCACCUCAUACCUACCACGGAUUACAGUGGAAGGACCUAA
Messenger RNA from Mollisia scopiformis, 771 nucleotides. Its product is annotated as P-loop containing nucleoside triphosphate hydrolase protein. The transcript has 4 exons. The coding region runs from base 1 to 771 and encodes 256 amino acids. Lineage: Eukaryota; Fungi; Ascomycota; Leotiomycetes; Helotiales; Mollisiaceae. The record is from RefSeq and is a predicted model, not a curated record. Gene Ontology annotation, molecular function: ATP hydrolysis activity; ATP binding.